AUGGUAUUGCAGAGGUUCAAGGAGCACUAUUUGUAUGCUAAAAUUGAGAAAUGUGAGUUCUGGCAACCGGAGGUAAUAUUCCUUAGACAUAUUGUGAGUGUAGAUGGGAUUAAGGUAGAUUCGGCCAAGAUAGAAGUAGUUAGGGAUUGGCCGAGGCAAUGGAAAGCCUCAAAAGUUAGGAGUUACCUUGGGUUAGCGGGUUAUUACAGACAUUUCAUUGAUGACUUUUUGAAGAUUGCCACACCAUUGACUGAGUUGAUGCGGAAGAAUCUGUGGUUUACAUGGUCAGACAAAUGUGAGGGCAGUUUCCAGGAACUGAAGCGACAAUUGGUUACUGCUUCGGUGCUGAAUCUUCCUUCAAAUGGGGACAAGUUUUUGGUGUAUUGA
This is a messenger RNA of Humulus lupulus (European hop), 387 nucleotides long. RefSeq lists its product as uncharacterized. The transcript has a single exon. Bases 1 to 387 code for a protein of 128 amino acids. The record is from RefSeq and is a predicted model, not a curated record. NCBI's taxonomy places the organism in Eukaryota, Viridiplantae, Streptophyta, Magnoliopsida, Rosales, Cannabaceae.